Phragmites australis (common reed) is the source of this 981-nucleotide messenger RNA. Its product is annotated as isopentenyl-diphosphate Delta-isomerase I. Gene Ontology annotation, cellular component: cytoplasm. Lineage: Eukaryota; Viridiplantae; Streptophyta; Magnoliopsida; Poales; Poaceae. Gene Ontology annotation, biological process: isoprenoid biosynthetic process; isopentenyl diphosphate biosynthetic process. The record is from RefSeq and is a predicted model, not a curated record. Gene Ontology annotation, molecular function: isopentenyl-diphosphate delta-isomerase activity. The transcript is spliced from 6 exons. Bases 97 to 804 code for a protein of 235 amino acids.
UAUCUCCCUGCCUGUCCCGCACCCCCCCCCACCCUCUCCCCCGCACACUCUCCGCCGUGGCGUGGCGCCGCAUUCUCCGCCGACGUCGAGAGAGACAUGGCCGGCGCGGGAGACGACGCCGGGAUGGACGCCGUCCAGAAGCGGCUCAUGUUCGAGGACGAGUGCAUUUUGGUGGAUGAACAGGACAAUGUUGUUGGCCAUGAAUCAAAAUAUAACUGUCAUCUGAUGGAAAAGAUUGAAUCUGAGAAUCUGCUCCACAGGGCUUUCAGUGUGUUCCUUUUCAACUCAAAAUAUGAGCUUCUACUUCAGCAAAGAUCUGCAACAAAGGUUACAUUUCCUUUAGUUUGGACUAAUACCUGCUGCAGCCAUCCUCUGUACCGUGAGUCUGAGCUUAUCCAGGAGAACUACCUUGGAGUAAGAAAUGCAGCACAGAGAAAGCUCUUGGAUGAGCUGGGCAUCUCAGCUGAAGAUGUCCCAGUUGACCAAUUCACGCCUCUUGGUCGGAUGCAUUACAAGGCCCCAUCUGAUGGGAAAUGGGGCGAGCAUGAGGUUGAUUACUUGCUGUUCAUUGUCCGGGACGUGAAGCUGCAACCGAACCCGGACGAAGUAGCCGAUGUGAAGUACGUGAACCGCCAGCAGCUGAAGGAGCUCAUCCGGAAGGCGGACGCCGGCGAGGACGACGUGAAGCUCUCCCCCUGGUUCCGGCUGGUCGUGGACAACUUCCUCAUGGGCUGGUGGGACCACGUCGAGAAGGGCACGCUCAACGAGACCGUGGACAUGGAGACCAUCCACAAGCUGAAGUAAGGGCUGCCGCGCUGUGGCUGUGCCGCAUGUUUUGGACUGAUGAGGAGAACACUCGAUUCCAUUGAGAGGGUUUGUUCUUCUAUGCUUAUUCAGUGACCGAUUUGGAAACUAGACGUUUAUUUAAUCGCUUAUACAUCGUCUGAAUAAAUUGGAAUGAGAGGGGCUUGUUUGCUGCUA